This is a messenger RNA of Camellia sinensis, 4204 nucleotides long. Its product is annotated as C2 calcium/lipid-binding and GRAM domain containing protein. NCBI's taxonomy places the organism in Eukaryota, Viridiplantae, Streptophyta, Magnoliopsida, Ericales, Theaceae. The record is from RefSeq and is a predicted model, not a curated record.
GCGCAAUUGCAAAUUGAAAACGGGGGAGAGAAAAGUCGCUCUUUCUUUCUUUCUUUCUUUCUUGGAGGAUUUCAUUUGGGCUUGUUGAAUCUCCUCCAUUGUUAUUAUCCAAAUCUAUCAUUCUCUUCCAAUUUCUCCUUUCAAUCUCUCUCCCUCUCUCUCAUUCCUUUCCAUUGCAUCAAUCGUCCUCUCCUUUUCCAUUUUCCUUCCAAUUUUUCGCAUUUUCCCAGUUUCACAUCCUCCAUCAGUUUCCUUUUCCAUUCGAAUCACAUGUUUUCUCGGCCACCAAAACACAUACUUCAUUCAGACUUAUACACCCUUGUCUUUCUCUCUGUUCCGCUUCAUUCCAUUAUUUAUUUUUAUUUUUAUUGUUUUAAUUUUCUUUUGUGGAUUUGUCAAUGUCAUUAAAAUUGUUUAUGUACAUCGUCUGUAACCACGUGCAAAACCCCUUGUCUUUCAUAUAUAUACAUUCAAUUAACACCAUUCGUUACAACAAUAUUUUUUGAAUUGAAUUGAAGUGGGUUUGGGGAUCAAGUUGGGUUUUUGUGUGUGGAUUGGCAAUGAAGCUCUUGGUACGCGUAAUCGAAGCGAGAAAUAUACCGGCGAUGGAUCCAAAUGGGUUCAGUGAUCCGUAUGUGAAACUGCAGCUGGGAAAGCAGAAGUUCAGGAGUAAAGUGGUUAAGAAGUGCUUAAACCCGACUUGGUGCGAAGAUUUUACUUUUAAAGUCGAGGACUUGAAGGAAGAGCUCGUCGUCUCUGUUUUGGAUGAAGACAAGUACUCAAUUGAUGAUUUUAUUGGUCAAAUCAAAGUUUCUGUUUCUCACGUUUUGGAUGCCUUUGAAAAGUCACUUGGGACUGCCUGGUAUUCCUUGCAGCCCAAGAACAAGAAGUCCAAGAACAAGGACUGUGGUGACAUCCUUCUCUCCAUAUGUUUGUCUCAAAGCAGUUCUUUCAUUGAUUCGCACACUCUUAGUGACCACAUAACCCCCUUGAGGAAGUUUGCUGAUUCAACAAAUGACUCGCCUUUAAGGUCUUCUAGCAUCCCGGUGAGGUCACCUUCCCCAAUGAGAUUAGAAGAAGUUGCUUCUUCCAAGGAAGAAAAGUUGCAUGUACAAUCCUUUGCAGGCCGAAUUGCUCAAAUAUUCAAUAAAGAUAAUGCAUCCAACACCUAUAGUAGAGCCCCUGACUUGCCAGAGGUACCUGAAACUGUCAGACCCGAGAUUCCUGAGCCAAAUUGUGAUGAGGAGUCCUCCUCUGGCAGUUUUGAAGAAGCAAUGAAAACAAUGGAAUCAAGAGAUCAAGGAAGUGAAAUUCCAAGCAAUUUACCUGGAGGGAUAAUUCUAGACCAACUCUAUUUGAUUGCACCACAAGACCUGAACUCUUUACUCUUUUCGCCAGAUUCAAACUUUCAUAGAACUGUAACAGAACUGCAAGGAACCACAGAACUGCAAAUAGGACCUUGGAAAUUUGAGAACAGUGGUGAGAGCUUGAAAAGAUUACUUACCUAUCUUAAGGGUGCUACCAAAUUAGUUAAGGCUACAAGAGGAACCGAGGAGCAAACAUAUCUAAAAGCCGAUGGGAAUGUUUUCGCAGUUUUAGCAAGUGUGAGCACUCCAGAUGUUCCAUAUGGAAGCUGCUUUAAGACAGAAUUGCUUUAUUGCAUCACACCUGGACCUGAGCUGCCAUCCGGAGAACAGUCUUCCCGAUUAGUGUUAUCCUGGAGAACGAAUUUUCUGCAGAGCACUAUGAUGAAGGCUAUGAUAGAAGGUGGAGCCCGGCUAGGUCUAAAGGAAAGUUUUGAGCACUACAUAAAUUUUUUAUCGCAACAAGUUAAGACAGUUGAUGCAAAGGACAUUGCUUCCAAUAAGGAACAGGUUUUGGCAGCUCUGCAGGUGGAGCCACAGUCAGAUUGGAAGCUAGCAGUUCGAUAUUUUGCUAAUUUUACCAUGUUAUCCACUAUUAUUAUGGGAAUAUACGUGCUUGUGCAUAUCUGGCUUGCCCCACCUAGCGUGAUCCAAGGACUUGAGUUUGUUGGGUUAGACUUGCCAGAUUCAAUUGGUGAAGUGAUUGUGUGUGGGUUCUUGGUUCUUCAAGGCGAACGGGUGCUAGGGUUGAUUUCACGCUUCAUGCAGGCUAGAGCACAAAAAGGAAGUGACCAUGGAGUUAAAGCACAAGGCGAUGGAUGGUUGCUUACUGUUGCCUUGAUUGAAGGAAACAAUUUGGCAGCUGUUGAUUCAAGUGGAUUCUCUGAUCCAUAUGUGGUCUUUAGUUGUAAUGGAAAAACUAGAAUCAGCUCAAUCAAGUUCCAGAAAUCUAAUCCUCAGUGGAAUGAAAUAUUUGAAUUUGAUGCAAUGGAUGAACCUCCAUCCAUGCUGGAUGUGGAAGUUUUUGAUUUUGAUGGACCUUUUGAUGAAGCUACAUCUCUGGGGCAUUGUGAAAUCAAUUUUCUGAGAACUAAUAUAUCAGAUUUAGCAGAUGUUUGGGUUCCUCUUCAAGGAAAGUUAGCUCAGGCAUGUCAGUCGAAACUCCAUUUAAGAAUUUUCUUAGACAAUACAAGAGGUAGCAAUGUUGUUAAAGAAUAUUUAACUAAGAUGGAGAAGGAGGUGGGAAAGAAGAUAAAACUUCGGUCUCCUCAAACAAAUUCAGCAUUUCAGAAACUCUUUGUGCUUCCACCAGAGGAAUUUCUCAUCAAUGAUUUUACUUGUCACUUGAAACGCAAAAUGCCUCUGCAGGGCCGCCUAUUUCUUUCAGCAAGAAUAAUAGGUUUCCAUGCAGAUCUAUUUGGACACAAGACGAAAUUCUUUUUUCUCUGGGAAGACAUUGAAGACAUUCAAGUGUUUCCUCCUACUUUGUCAUCAAUGGGCAGUCCAAUUGUUGUCAUUACUUUAAGGCCGGGCAGAGGUGAGGAUGCAAGGCAUGGUGCAAAAACACAAGAUUCAGAAGGCAGGCUAAAGUUCCAUUUCCAGUCUUUUGUAUCUUUCAAUGUUGCCCACAGGACAAUCAAGGCGCUUUGGAAGGCAAGAGCAUUGAGUCUUGAGCAGAAGGUACAAAUAGUCGAGGAAGAAUCUGAAGCUAAAAGCCUCCAAGUGGUUGAGGAGGAAAGUGAAGCUAAAACCCUCCAAACAGAAGAGAGUGGAUCCUACUUGGGCACUGAGGAUGUCAGCAUGUCUCUGGUUUACUCUUCCGUUCUCUCUGUUCCUACCAGUUUCUUCAUGCAAUUAUUCAACGGGAGUGAAAUGGAACGCAAGGUUAUUGAGAGGGCUGGUUGUCUUAAUUAUUCUUACAGUCCUUGGGAAUUUGACAAGGCUGAUGUAUAUCAGAGGCAGGUUUAUUACAAAUUUGAUAAUCGUGUCUCCCGUUAUAGAGGAGAGGUGACAAGCACACAACAAAGAUCUCCACUUCCUGAUAGAAAUGGUUGGCUUAUCGAAGAGGUCAUGACUCUUCAUGGGGUUCCACUUGGUGACUAUUUCAAUCUUAACCUAAGAUACCAAGCUGAAGAUAUACCUUCAAGAUCCACUGGAUGUAAUGUCCAAGUGUUUAUUGGAAUUGCAUGGCAGAAAAAUAGUAAAAAUCAGAAAAAAAUCACAAAGAACAUUCUUUCAGGUCUGCAAGAUCGAUUAAGGGUAAUGUUUGCCAUACUCGAGAAGGAAUUUAUGUUGGGAAAGUAGAUGGAUCCAGUGUGUUGGCGUUGUUGGCGUCAGUUUCGUGAACAAACUUGGAGGAGAGCUAUUCUUUUGGAGAACCUGUCUUUUCAUGAUAAACAUGCUUGAUGUGUGUUGCAGUUUGAGCUCCAUCCAGCUAAAGUUUUCUGAACUUGGCUCUGAGCUGCAUUGCGUGGGUCAAGAAGACAAGAGGACAUAGCUUAUGCUGAAAUCAUUGAACCGGGUAUGUUACAGUCGAUCCAUGAGGUUUUUCUUUCACAGGUCUGACAUAAACCAAUAAAUUGCUAUUUUCUCUCAGUUUGCAAGGAAAUGGUGGAAGGUAUAAAUGUUUGAGAUGUUUUGGGAUUUGUGACAAAUGCCAUGUAACUGUUUUAGUUGUAGAUUUUAUGAUGAAAUUAACUGAAACAUCAAGCUAGUUAGUAGGGCAUUUAUUUAUAAUGUAAUGAUUAAUGUAUUCAUGUAAUGAUUAUGUAUUUGAUUGGAGGGAGAAUUAUUUAUUUAUUGCAAAUAAAUUGAAUUUUCUGGAUGUAUUUAAAUUGGUA